AUGGAAUAUUUUCAUUACUAUCGUAGUUGGAUGUACGAUAGAACGUAUCCAGGAAGACGUGGACUUAAACCGAACUUUGAGGAAGGAGUUAAAGGGUUUAUCACAUGGGCUUUCGCUCAAGAAUGUUGUCUAAGCGAAGGAGGAGUAAGAUGUCCUUGUCUAAAAUGUGAAUGUAGACCUAUAAUUAGUGACCCGGAGGAAGUAGAACGUCAUUUGAAGAGAAGGGGUUUCAUUAAAAAUUACUGGGUUUGGACAUAUAAUGGAGAACAGUUGCCGAGUAAUGUACAAAGGACUACGACUACACAUGCUUCUAGCAGUCGAUCACAUAUGGAACACCGGGAAGAAUUUAGUUUGAUCAGUGACAUGGUUGGCGAUGCUUUUGGGGUUAACGUGACCUAUGAUGAACCUCAAGACUUCGAUCAGGAAGAGUUGCCGAAUGAGGAAGCUCAAAAAUUUUAUCAAUUGUUGCAAGAAAUGAAUACGCCGUUGUUUGAAGGGUCGUCAGACUCAAAAUUAUCGAUGUGUGUGAGAUUAUUGGCCGCCAAGUCCAAUUGGAAUGUUCCUGACCAGUGUUUGGAAUUCUUUGCAAAAAUGAUGUUGGACGCAACUCCUACGAAAGACAACCUUCCCACAAGUUUUUAUGAUGCAAAGAGGUUGGUGUCGAAAUUGGGUUUAGAGGUAAGAAAGAUUGACUGUUGCACUAAUGGUUGCAUGUUGUUUUACGAUAAUGAGUUUGGUACUAAUGAUGGAUCGUUGGAGGAAUGUAAGUUUUGUAAGAGUCCGAGAUACAAAGUUCGCAGUAAAGCCAUUAACCGUAAGCAAAAACAUGUGGCAGUGAAGUCCAUGUUUUAUCUGCCGAUCAUACCAAGGUUAAAAAGAAUGUUUGCUUCAAUGCAUAGUGCAAGUCAAAUGACAUGGCAUCAUACAAACCAAACAAGUUCGGGCACAAUGCGACAUCCAUCUGAUGGUGCGGCAUGGAAGCACUUCGAUAUGAUACAUCCUGAUUUUGCAGCAGAACCUAGAAAUGUCAGACUUGGACUAUGCUCUGAUGGUUUUACUCCAUAUGUCCAAGCGUCUGGAAGUGGAUAUUCUUGUUGGCCAGUUAUUGUUACCCCUUACAACCUCCCUCCUGAGAUGUGCAUGACAAAACCAUACAUGUUUUUGACUUGCCUCAUUCCAGGUCCAAAGAGUCCAAAAGCUGGAAUAGAUGUGUAUUUACAACCUUUAAUUGAUGAUUUGAAGAGGUUAUGGAUUGGAGAAUGGACUUAUGAUAUAUCUUGCAAACAAAACUUUACUAUGCGAGCAGCCUUGAUGUGGACUAUAAACGACUUUCCCGCAUAUGGCAUGUUGUCCGGUUGGGGGACACAUGGAAAAAUGGGAUGCCCGCAUUGCAUGGAACACUCUCAUGCGUUCACGUUGGAAAAAGGGGGGAAAAGUUCGUGGUUUGACUGUCACCGCAGAUUCCUACCGAAAGAUCAUGUCUUUCGAAUAAAUAAGAAUGACUUCAAAAAAGCAUAA
This is a messenger RNA of Lathyrus oleraceus (garden pea), 1518 nucleotides long. RefSeq lists its product as uncharacterized. The coding region runs from base 1 to 1518 and encodes 505 amino acids. The transcript has a single exon. The record is from RefSeq and is a predicted model, not a curated record. Lineage: Eukaryota; Viridiplantae; Streptophyta; Magnoliopsida; Fabales; Fabaceae.